AGCAGCACCCUGCCACCGUCCCCAGGCCAGCGGAUGUCCGGGGCCGAGGCCUCGCUUCCCUGCCAGGAUGCUCACCGGCAGCUGACUCUGGCCUCGCCUCCCAUCCCUCUGUGACUGGGUUAUUUUUCGAAGCGCCCCAAGGGCGCCGGUUGUUGCUGCCGAUAAGCAGCGAGGGGCAGCUCCGCCCCAGCAGGAACAGCUCCCUGCAGGUUUCCCAUCUGCCCCAGAAAACACUGUUUCAUCUUGGUGAGCAGCCUCCCUGCAAACCUGCUGCGAGCUCUGUGGUAGGCACCAGGAUGCUAUACUCGUGCAGGCUGGUGUUCUACAUGCUGCUGGGUCUGGGGUUCCUGCUGAUGAAGGGGCUGCCCCUCCGCUGCCCCUCAAGCUGCCAGUGCUAUGACACCUCCAAAGUCUUCUGCUCAGAGGAGAGGAUGCGGGAGAUCCCAGCGGGCCUGCCAGGGAACGCCACCCAGCUCUUCUUUGUGGAGACGGCCCUGAGAAGUGUCCGCAGUGGGGCUCUGGGCUCCAGCACCACCCUUACCAAGUUGGUCUUCCUCAACAACCACAUCCAGGACCUGGAGGACGGUGCCUUUCAGGGGCUGCCCGGUCUCACCGAGCUGGAGGUGUCAGGCAACCCCUUGCCGGCAGUCAGCCCCAGGGUGCUGGCGGCUCUGCCCAGCCUCAGCAAGCUGUCCCUGGGUGCCAAUGCCCUCCGCUCCCUGCAGCCAGGGCUCUUCGCCGCUGCCUGCUGCCUGCAGGACCUGCGCUUGCCGGGGAACAGGAUCGAGGCACUGCCCCCCGGCAUCUUCCGCCCGCUCCGGCACCUCCAGACCCUGGACCUCUCGCAGAACGUCCUGACCGAGCUGCCGGCAGGGCUGCUGGCGCCCCUCGCCGCCCUCCGCCUCCUCAAGCUCAGUGACAAUCUGCUGGCGCGGCUGCCCCACGGCGCUUUUGGGGCGCUGGGCCGGCUGGCCGAGCUCCACCUGGAUGGGAACCGGCUGGAGGAGCUGCCGGCCAGAGCCUUUGCGGGGCUGGGGGCGCUGCGGCGGCUGCAGCUACAGCACAACGCUCUGGGCAGCCUGCCCCCUGACAUCUUCGCUGGUCUCCAUAACCUCACCGUCCUCAGCUUGGAGGGCAACCGCCUGGCCACCCUGCCUGCCACCCUCUUCACCGGCACCCCUCGCCUCCUCCACCUUUCCCUGGCUCGCAAUGAGCUGGAGAUGCUGCCCCAGGGACUCUUUGCCAACCUGUCUGUGCUGCAGACCCUGGUGUUGUCAUAUAACUCCAUGGACCACCUUCCCGCCGGGGUUUUCCAGGGUCUGGUGGAGCUGGCAACGCUGCAUCUGAGCCACAACAACCUCUCCAGCCUGCCGGCUGGGCUGCUGAUCGGGCUGCCCCUCCUCACUGCCCUGGUGCUGGACCACAACCGCCUGGCCCGCCUGCCUCCGGGGCUCUUUGAUGCCAAUAAGGACCUGGUGCGAGUGGGGCUGGGCAGCAAUCCUUGGGCCUGUGACUGCCACCUUGCCUAUCUCCUAAGCUGGCUCCAGGGCUUUGCCGAGCCCCUCACCCAUGCUCAAGCCUCCUGUGCCAGCCCAGCUGCUCUCCAGGGACGGUCCCUGCUGGAGGUCCCCCACAGGCAGCUGCAGUGCCCGGGAGCACCGGGUGUCCCCCCGGAGGAGGGCUGGGACGGGGAGCAUGGUCCGGGGCAGUGCACCUACAGGAACCCCGAGGGCACCGUAAGCAUGGCCUGUGAUGCCACGAGCUGCCAGCAGCUCACCCUUCGCCUCCCUCCUCCUUCUCCUCCUCCCAGGCAGGCAGCGGGGCUGGGGCCGGUGUACCAGGGUGCCUGGGUGCUGCAGUCCCGCUGUGGCACACUGCAGGUCAAUGUGCUGGUCACCACACAGAGCGGGGAUGAGGCCACAUCUCCAGGUCUUCCCACUUCCCGCCACGCACCCUCCUUAGAGCCAUCACUGCCGGCCCUGCCCCGGCAGGGCAGCCGGGGUCCUUGCUUGGAGCUGUGCGUCCCUGACAGCCCUUUCCCCGGAGAGUUCGUGUCGUGUCAGCCCGACCUGCUCCGGCAGCGGGCUGCGAUCUCGGCCGUGCUCUGGAGUUGUGGCCCCUUGCUCCUGGUAGGAAGGAUGAUGUACCAGCAUUUCCUUUUCCUUUUCUUCCUUUCCUUCCAUCUCCAUAAAUGCCAAGAUCAAACCCUAGGUGAAGAUCCAUAUGAAAUGCCCAAAGACUACCAGGAGAUCUACAGAGGGACAAAAAAUGAUGUCAAAGAGAUCCCAAAGAUCGCAAAGCCUUUCGUUUCUGAGAUGAUCUUUGUGCAAACCAGCAUCACUGCUAUAAGGAAAGGCUCCUUCAGGUACAUGCCCAACCUGGUCAAGAUUUUGUUUAUUGGCAACAAGAUCAAGACAAUUGAACCUGGAGCCUUUGAUAAUUUGGACAACCUGAGGGACUUGGACAUCUCUGGUGCCUUGUUAGAAGAACUAGCUGUGGGAACUUUCCAGAACCUCCCAAGCUUGCAGAGGCUGGAGCUGAGAGACAGCCACCUCAGAUACAUCCCCAAAGGACUGUUCGAUGGGCUGGGAAGUUUGGGGGAGCUCUCCCUGCACAUCAAUGCCAUCCCUUCUCUUCCAGAAGGCAUUUUUGAUUCUCUUGUCAACCUAACGUUUUUGGACCUGGCCAGAAACAGGAUCACGACUCUUCAUGGGGAUGCCUUCAGCAAACUUGUGCAGCUGCAAGUCCUCCGUCUCUAUGAGAAUGAGUUGCAGGACCUCCCGGAGGGGCUGCUGGACAGACAGACAGGGCUGCUGGAGCUCAACCUGCAGAGCAACAGGCUCAGGGUGCUGCCACCCAUGCUUCUGAGGAGUCUGCCUCACCUGGAGAAACUCCUCUUGGACAACAACCUCAUCCGGGUUCUCCCACCUCAGGGCUUCUUUGGCUUAAACAAAUUGAAACUGCUGACCCUGGGUUCAAACUGCAUUACAGAACUCCCCUGCUGCCUUUUCGAUGCCAUGGCAGACCUGCGGGAGCUGGACCUGGGCAGGAACAGUUUGGCCACGCUUCCAGACAGCAUCUUCAUCAACCUCACAUCUCUUGGCAAACUCGUCUUGUCCCACAACCAGCUAGCAGCCCUGCCAGGAGGAGCUUUCGCUGGGCUCAGCAAGCUCUCAGACCUCCAGCUGGACACAAAUCAUCUCUCUGCUCUGGAUGAUGAGGUCUUUGCUUCUCUCCCAAAUCUGAAAACCCUCAACCUUCGGAAGAACCAGCUGGAGAGUGUUCCUCCAGGGCUUCUGGACCCCUUGAAGAAGCUCAGCUCAGUGUACCUAAGUGGGAACCCAUGGAGAUGUGAUUGCAACCUCUGCUACCUGCACAGCUGGAUCCUAAACAACAGUGAGAAGGUCAAAUUGUCCACCCAAGUGUCAUGCAAGAGUCCACCCCACCUGGCAGGGCAAGCAGUGACAUCGCUGAGGGAUGACCACUUAAUUUGCCCAGCUACUCAGCCUAUUUCGUCUUCUUUUACCCCAUCUUUGCCAUCCACCUCCACAUCAUCGCAAGAGAUGUCACCCUUGCUGCCCACUGCAGCACCAGCCAUGCUUUCCUUGGCAGUCUCUCCUGUCAUGACAGUGCCAACCACGCUGUCACCUGUCGCCACCUCUGCCAUGUUGCCAUCCAUGCUAACGGAUGGAAGGCAACACUUCACCAGUUCAUCUCCAGCUACGCCAUCCAAGGCCUUCAUCACCACAUCCUCACCAGCUGUGCUGCCCAAGGCCUCCUUCACCACACUAUCAACUGUGCUGCCUGAGACCUCCAUCAGCACACCAUCACCAGCUGUGCUGCCAAAGGUCUCCAUUGCCACCCUGCCAUCGACCAUGCUGCACAAGACUUCUAUCACCAUGCCAUCACCAGCUGUGCCAGAUGAGGCCGUCAGCCUGUGUCCAACUCCAGCCAUCAUAAGCCUACAGCCUCCUGGGACCACCAGCUCAGAGCCUGCAUUGUCCACUCUAGCUUAUGUGACCACACCAGCACCAACCAGCCCACUGGCAGCCACCACCAGGCACGUGCCUCCUGUUCUGGUGUCCACAGAGAGGCCAGCCACCAUCCCAUGGAUGACACCCAACAUCUCCCUCAUCUCGAUGCUCCCUAUGGCAUUCUCGCCAUCACCCAGGGCUGCUGCACAAGGCACGGUCCCGGCAGCGUCAUUCACUCUGACCCAUCAUGUUCCUGUACCAGACAGGGAUCAGGGCCAUGCCACUGUGAAGGGCUUGUCCACUGCUGGCACCCAGCCCGCUCCCACUGCCCCUCAGAACGCUCUCACGACUGCAGACACCAUCCCGAGCCCAGUGCCUUCCGUCCCCCCGGUACCAGACCACACGAGCCCCUGGCCACCCUCCUGGGUCCCCAGCAGCCAUCAUGCCUGGGCCUUGUCCGUGCUGUCCAGCCCACAGCAGUGCCGGGUGUCCCUGGCGCUGAGCCUGGCGGCACUGGUGCUGCAGGCAGGCUGCACACUGCUCUGGGGGAUCCUCGCCUUUCUCCUCCAACAGGCCACCAGUCGCCGGGGCCGCUCAGUGCCACCGGUGAGGCUGCUGAGACUGCAAGCCCUGGCCACCCCAGGAUCCCCCGAGCAAGCCUGGGCACCGCUUUGAGCUUCGCUGCCCUGCAUGACCUGGGCAAUGCCCGUCGUCCUCCUUUGCCGUCUGGAGCCACUGGGUGCGUAUGUCGUAGGAUGCGGACUGUCACCAGGGUGAGUGUCCCAGCACCCAGGCUGUUUUGGGAUGCGUCCCUGGAGAUGCUGUGCGCCGUCUGCCUCACGGGUCCUUCUGCCAAGCGACACUAGAUGGCAUCACGACACAGGCAGUAUCUGCCACAGCCUGCCUAGGCCCACCGGGAACAGAGCGGGCAGGGUGACCUGUGGCCCUGGAGGUACCGCACCAAAAUGCUGGAGAGCCCGGACCCGGCCAGCUGGAGACGUCACUAGACCUCCUCGCAGAAGCCUUGGGGCUCCUGCCUGCAUCUCCUCCCCAUCCCUGGCAGGUACCUGCAGGGUGCAAGUGGUCCUUGGGGAAGGAUAUCCCAAGGUUUCCUGCCCUACACCUUGGUUUCUUCCCCACAUCACGGAUGUGGCAGUGCCUGUAUAUCCAUCACAACCCUCUGACCUCUUCCUCUGUCUUCUCUCUUUCCUCCUCACUGAUAUUAAAAGCCUCCCCUGCACCUCUGCUGUGCACUGAAGAGCUACCAAGAAGAGUAUUUUCAUCUUAGGGCUUUUCUUGCCAUGACCUACCAUGGAACAUUCCUGUUGCUUGAUGGAGUGUGGGGUCCCCAGUCAGUGCUGGCUGUCAGGGACUUGUGUAGGACCAGGUUUGCACACCCUGCUGCAGACAGUGGCAUAAUGAUACAGUAGACUUGCUGUUCUUUCCCCUCUCAAAUCUUAUACCCCUGAGAUCUGUUUGUAAUGCUGCCUGCCCUGGCCUCUCUGGGAGAGUAAUGUUUGUACGUGGCUGGCUACAUGGUUCUUGUACCAUAACUUCACCUGAUGCUGAGCCCCAACUGCAGGCGUGGCACCAACUGGCACAGGAAGCUUGGGAUGAACGGGCUAAUGCCCUUCAUAACCGAAGGGCUAAUGUGUGCCUUUACCUCCACAGUCCUGGGCUGCCGCCAGGGCCAGGAAGGUGCCAAACUUCUACAACAGUGUCUGUUUCUUUGGGUUUUCUGCCACCACAGAAAGUGCUGAAACUGUCACAGGAAAGUUUUAGAGCAGGAGAUCUUUUGAGCCGAUGAACACAGGGGUUGUUCCUUAGUUUGGGUCUCUGCAUACGUUAUUUUGCUCUAGGCUCACUGUUGACUUUUCACCAUGCCAGGCAAGCUGCUCCCAAAUUUAAUCAGCCCGCUCACUACAGGGGUGCAGGUGUCUAUGUAUCUCCAACUCUUCGCCUUUGGUGCUGGCGCCUGCUCCUUCCUGCCCUGCCUUUGGUGUGGGACACAGGGGCUGCCUGGCUUUAGGGGGUCUGAGGGAGCAGAACCUCUGAAAAUCAAUAGCCUGGACAUGUGCUAGGCAAAGAGGAAGUGGCUCAGAAACCUCCUGGUGUGUAAGUUCCAAGUGCCCCAGCUCUCUGCCUGGUGCAAGACCAAGGGCGGGGGAAAGGUGCUUUUCGUUAGGGUAUGUGCCUGCAGCUACGCGUUAAGGAGCUGGAUAUAUGUCUUUGCUAAGAGCCUGUGCAGUGUUACAGGCCCUUCGGCUGCUCCUUGAAGUCCUGCUGACGGCUGUGAAAUACGGGAGGCGAGCGCGGGGCAGCACAUCUGGGCGGGAUGGAGCGGGGCCGGGCUGGCACGGCGGGUAAUGAGAGGCAGAUGGGGGGAGGCAGUGUUUUCCUGGUAGUCCAGAUGGGCUCGGCUUUAUACUUGAUUUAGAAGGUUUGAAAGUGGGGCCUGGCUGCUGGGGAACAGAUCCCGAGCACUUCCCGGGGCAAUGAGGGGGGGUCUCUGCUGGCUUUUCAGAUAUUUAAUGGCCCAGCGCAGUCUAAACAGGGAAGUACUUCGGGGUGAGAUUAGCACAACAUAAUCACAUCUUAAAAGGUCUUCAGAGACACAAAGCACAUCCGCUCUCAUAUUAAUUACUUGUUAUUAAUAAAGCUGGGGUCAGGCUAGAGGUGUUCCCUCCUGAGCGUGCUGGUUCCCCCUUUGCAGAGCGCUGCUCUGUCUGAAAGCAGCACAAAGCCCCUCCAGCCUUCACCUGUGCCCACCCAGCUCCAGAAGCCAAAUGGCCAAAAUUCCUACAGCCACUUUUAAAACUAACUUGCCCCAUAAUACCCCCAUAGCGCCGUGCCUUUCUAAGUGUCCAGAACACUGCCGAGUGCUGUAAAACAGUAAUAGCCAGAGUGUUCUCAGCACGGGAAUUUCCUGCUAUGAUUGAUUCCUAAUUUGCAAUGAAAAUAUAGCCGCCCAUGUUCCCAGGGCCAGGCUGGGCUCGCAGGCAGGAGUCGUCUCCCUCCAUUGCUGUGGGGCUGAUCCCUGGAGGGCCACAGCUGUGCUGGGAGGAAUUAGCAGCUCUUCCCAUUAGCUCGCCGUGGGAGGGAAAGGCUGAGAAGCAUGCGGGAUGCCGGGUGUCCUGGGAGUGAUGUCCCUGGGCAGCCUCAGGGAAAACAUGCUUGGAUUUCCUCAUCGCUGAGCAAGAGCAGCCAGAAAGCACGCAGGGAUGGGGCAGAGCAUGGGGGAUCUGCACCGGGGAGACCAGGGCACAGGUUUGCUGCUUCGGAGCUGCAGCUUCUGCAAUGCCAAGGGGAGGAGCCUUCCUCACAGAGGAGCGGGACAUGGCCAGGAGAAGUGGCCAGGAGUGCACAGCCCAGCACACCCUCCCUGCUAUGCUGCAGGCAGCCUGGGCAUCCCUGCAGGACGGCCACUGCACUCAGCAGCACUCGAUGGCUUUAAAUCUGGAUUUAUCUGGUUUCUCUGAACUCAGGUAAGAUUUCAACAUCCGCAGCACCCUGUGGCAAGGAGUACCCGGGAUUGCCCAUGCACUAAAUAAGGCAGCACAUCACUUUGCUCUCCCUCUGCUUGCUGCUCCUUGAACAGGAUGCUACUGGUUGUUGCACUGGAAAACAAAAGAUGAGCAUCCUGUGGGGUGUCUCCAGGCUGCUUGAGAUGCUAAACCUCUUUCCAGUUGCAGUGACUGCCUGUGGUCCUCAUAGUUAGCUUCAGGUGACAGCCAGUUAGAAGCAGGGACAAGACAUCAUGUGUGUGUUGUCCUUGUGUGGUGCUGGGACUGGGGGUCUCCAGCAUGGCAUGGCUGCCACUGGCUCUCUUCCUGCUCUGUGCAGAGGAGAUGUGGUUCCCACAGCCCUGUCACUCGUGCUGCAGUACUGAUUGGUAACCCCACAGGCCGUCAGCCCUACUGGGAGCCCCUGUCCCUGCCACCUGCCUCCGGUUCCCCUUCCUGCCUCUGGGAGCCCCAUGGGCAGGAAGGGGGCUCAUGAGCUACACCACUUUCUUGUGGCUGAUGGGAAGGGGGGAAUGAACACCUGCAUGUGGGGAUCUGCACAGUAACCCAUGCAGUGAGCAAACCUGGGCCUCUGAUGGGCAGGUCCCACUGCCGGCU
This is a messenger RNA of Neopsephotus bourkii (Bourke's parrot), 8095 nucleotides long. RefSeq lists its product as uncharacterized. Gene Ontology annotation, molecular function: protein binding. The record is from RefSeq and is a predicted model, not a curated record. Gene Ontology annotation, cellular component: plasma membrane. The transcript is spliced from 4 exons. The coding region runs from base 297 to 4649 and encodes 1450 amino acids. Lineage: Eukaryota; Metazoa; Chordata; Aves; Psittaciformes; Psittacidae.